This is a messenger RNA of Pterocles gutturalis (yellow-throated sandgrouse), 2444 nucleotides long. It is a transcript of the gene TSGA10, whose product is annotated as testis specific, 10. The annotation marks the transcript as partial. The record is from RefSeq and is a predicted model, not a curated record. The transcript is spliced from 17 exons. NCBI's taxonomy places the organism in Eukaryota, Metazoa, Chordata, Aves, Pterocliformes, Pteroclidae.
AUUGAAGAUCUGAAGAAGAUAAACCAUGAGCUAAGGCAACAUGUAAUUCAGUUGCUUGGUAAGGAGCAAGUGGUUGGAAGUCAAGUGGCUAAGUUCUCCUGUGAAAAUGAUCAUCUGUGUAAACAACUUGCUGUAAUUGGCAAACUAUCUGAGCAGCUGGAAAAAGAAUUGCUAUUGAAUACUGCUGAUAAGGAGCUUGAGGAAGCAAAGAUUAAAAUUCGACACCAGCAGAACAAGAUAAAGAAGCUGGAACACACGGUAAAAACACUAAAAUCUGUUAUUUUACAAACAGAAGCUGAAACAAAGCAAGGGAAGUCACCUUCAAGGCUUGAUACCUUUAUUAAGACAUUGGAAGAGGACAGAGACUACUAUAAAAGUGAGACUGAGAAUUUGCUGAAGGUAUUUAGAAACGCGUUUUCAAAUCCUAAGCGAACUUCUACUUGUGGCAUGAGUUCUGAUCCAGAAGUUUUGAAAAUAUUGAGAGAACGUGAAGAACUUAAGUCAACACUGAAAAAAUAUGAGCGCCAUGUGGCAGAAAUUCAGGGUAACUUAAAAGUUUUAACAGCUGAGAGAGACAAAACAGUCAAUCUUUAUGAACAGGCACAGGAAGAGAUUUCCCGACUUCAUCAGGAAGUUAUCAAAUACCCCAGGACUCCUAAAAGUAUUGUGACAGCUCAAGCUAUGUUAAAACAUGUGGAGACAGAAAGGGAUAUAGCACUGUCGGAUUUCCGAAGGAUGACUACAGAACGUGAUAGCCUCAGGGAGCAGUUAAAGAUUUCCCGAGAGACUGCGUUUAAUGAAAAGGCUCAUUUGGAACAGAGGAUUGAAGAUCUAGAAGCUACUAUUCGAAAUUUAGACUGUGAACGACUAGAACAGAUGUCCAAAGUGGCACUAAUGAAAGACACCAUUGAUUCUCUGGAGACUGAGAUUAAAAGAUUGGAAAGAAGAGUACUGGACUCUGAAACUGAGCUGAGCCGACGGGAAGCUGAUUAUGUUUCACUUAGUUUAUUGAAUGAAAGGACAGAAGAGAGUCUUUCAGAGGCUCAGCAAAGCCUUGUUAAGAAAAAAUAUGAAAUGCAACUUACCCAAGAGAAAAUCAUGCUUUUGGAUGAAAAAAUUGAUAACUUUUCAAGACAAAGUCUUGCACAACAAGAGGAAAUCUGUAAUUUGAAAGAAACAAUUGCACAGCUUGAUAAAGAGAAGGCGUAUUUGCAAGACUGUGUAGAAGAAGGAAGAGAGAAGAUUGCUGUUCUCGAGGAAAGCCUGGAAAUUAAAGAGAAAAUAAUUUCAGAUUUCAAGAUUCUGACUUCUGAGUUGGAACAUACCACAAAAAAAUCUGCUGAAGCACUCUGUAUCUGUGAGAAAGAUAUCGCCAGUUUGCAUCAACAGCUACAAGAAACCAACAAAGAACUUGCACAGGCUAACAAGAACAGAGAAUCAUUAGCUCAGGAGAAUGAGAGGUUACAAGAGCAUCUUUCUAAUAUUAGGCAAGAAAAUCAGGUACUAUAUAAAAACCUAACAAAAUACCAAAAUGAGCUUGAUGGUAUGAAGUUGGAAGCCCAGGAUCUGAAUACAGAUAUUGUCAGGCUGGAGGGUGUACUGAAGUCUAAAGAGACAGAGAACUGUGAGCUUUUGGAGAAUUACCACAAAGCCCGUGAACAAGGAGAAAGCUGGGAAGCAAAAUUCCAUCAAGCAGAAGCAGAUUGUAGCUCUGUUAGACUGGCACUGAUCAGUGCAGAGUCCGAGAACCGCAAGUUGAAAGAGAAAAUGGAGUCCCUUGAAACAGAGGUGGAGCGACAUUUAACAACAGAAGCAGAAUAUGAGUCUCAAAUUUCUGCCUUAAGAAAGUCUCUUGUGAAAAUGGAAGGAGAGCUUCAAAACAUGCAUCAGGAAAAAGUCUCUAUACUUGCAAAGCUCGCAUCUACGCAAAAACUUUGUGUUAAACUCCAUGCAGUCAAUGAACAAUUAAAUCAGCAGUUAACUUCCACAGCAGAGAAGAUAGAAAGGCUGCAGAGCAAGUAUGAGUCAUCCCAUUCUGAAAUAGAGCUGCUGAGAAAACAACUGGGAAAUGAUAGAGCAUCUAUGAAAAACCUGGAAUCUUUGCUUGUGUCCAGUCAUGAGAAAGAAUUUCAGUCACAGAUAGCAAAGCAAGAAAAAGACUCUGAAAUUCAGCUUCUCAAGGAACAGCUUUCUUUAGCAGAAAAUAAACUAGCUGUGCAGAGUCGAGAUUUUACUCAGCUCAGAAACAGAGCAGCUCAGCUAGAGUCAGAACUGGAUAUCACCAUAAGACAGCUGGGGACUGAGCGCUUUGAAAGGGAACGUGCUGUACAGGAGCUUAGAUGCCACAACCGUACAAUCUCUUAUCAGUUAAGCUCUACAUUAAGAACAUCAUCACCUGAACGUCAUCGAUCUCCUGAUUGGUCUCCAGACUGGUCCCUGGAAGG